Messenger RNA from Arachis ipaensis, 2479 nucleotides. RefSeq names its product DEAD-box ATP-dependent RNA helicase 7. The record is from RefSeq and is a predicted model, not a curated record. Gene Ontology annotation, molecular function: RNA helicase activity; ATP binding; RNA binding. NCBI's taxonomy places the organism in Eukaryota, Viridiplantae, Streptophyta, Magnoliopsida, Fabales, Fabaceae.
AUAAUCCAAAGUUUCGUGUUAAAAAUUAAAAUGAUAAGAUAUUGAUUAAUGAAUAAAUUGUUUUACUUUAUUUAGUGUUUAAAUUAAAAGAAUAAAGAAAAAGGAAGGAUGUCCGAAAAGCGACAAAAGAGUUGUCUGUUAAUAUGAUGAGAUGACAGUUGCGAGAGUUUAGGAAGCAUUGAAGGAGGAGAAUGUUUCAUAGAACCGAAAAGCUCGACACUCCUCCGCAUCUUGUACACUUCACUGCCAUACACCACCCGACGUCGUCAUGGGGACCCCCAACGGGGAUGUGAGGAAGAAGAAGGAGGAGGAGGAGGAGGCGGCUAAGUUGAUGGAACAGGAAUACCAAGACAAGAAGGAAGAGGAGGAGGAGGAGGAGGAGGAUCUGAAUGCAGUUUGGAGGUUUAGGAUAUCGGAGCCAUUGAGGGAGAGGCUGAAGGGGAAGGGAAUAGAGUCACUGUUUCCAAUUCAGGCCAUCACCUUUGAUACCAUUCUUGAUGGCUCUGAUUUGGUUGGCCGUGCUCGAACCGGUCAGGGAAAAACUCUGGCCUUUGUGUUGCCCAUAUUAGAGUCUUUGACAAACGGUAUAGCCAAAGCUUCAAGAAAGACUGGUUAUAGAAGGCCUCCAAGCGUUCUGGUUCUUUUACCAACAAGGGAAUUGGCAUCUCAGGUUCACUCUGACUUUGAACUUUAUGGUGGCGCCGUCGGAUUAACAUCUUGCUGUUUAUAUGGUGGAGCUCCAUACCAGAGCCAAGAAAUUAAGCUCAAGAGAGGUGUUGAUAUUGUUGUUGGCACACCAGGCCGGAUUAAGGAUCAUAUAGAGAGGGAAAAUAUUGACCUAAGCCAGCUUAGAUUUCGCGUCCUGGAUGAAGCAGAUGAGAUGCUGAGGAUGGGUUUUGUUGAAGAUGUUGAACUUAUUCUUGGUAAGGUAGAGAACAUUAGUAAAGUCCAGACACUUUUAUUCAGUGCUACUUUGCCAGACUGGGUUAAGCAUAUUGCUGCAAAAUUUCUGAAGCCAGAUAAGAAGACAGCUGACCUUGUUGGAAAUACAAAAAUGAAGGCAAGCACCAAUGUUAGGCAUAUUGUUCUUCCGUGCACUACUUCUGCCAGGUCCCGCCUUAUUCCGGACAUCAUUCGCUGUUAUAGCAGCGGAGGACGGACGAUUAUAUUUACUGAGACAAAGGAGUCUGCUUCACAACUUGCAGGUUUCUUGCCUGGAGCAAGAGCUCUCCAUGGAGACAUACAGCAGGCGCAACGUGAGGUUACAUUGUCUGGCUUCAGGUCUGGCAAAUUCAUGACAUUAGUUGCUACAAAUGUGGCAGCUCGAGGUCUGGAUAUUAAUGAUGUUCAAUUAAUUAUCCAGUGUGAACCCCCAAGGGAUGUAGAAGCCUAUAUCCAUCGUUCAGGGCGCACGGGACGAGCAGGUAAUAGUGGAGUUGCUGUUAUGCUUUAUGAUCCAAGGAGGUCAAGUAUAUCCAAAAUCGAAAGAGAAUCCGGUGUCAAAUUUGAACAUAUAUCUGCUCCUCAGCCUCAUGAUAUUGCUAAAGCUAUAGGUAGGGAAGCUGCUGAGAUGAUCAAUCAAGUGUCUGAUAGUGUGAUUCCGGCAUUCAAGUCUACUGCUGAGGAGCUUUUGAAAAACUCCGGUUUGUCAGUUGUUGAAUUACUUGCAAAGGCUCUUGCCAAGGCUGUUGGUUAUACUGAGAUGAAGAAAAGAUCGCUUCUCACUUCCAUGGAGAACCAUGUUACAUUACUUCUUGAGAUUGGGAAACCUAUCUUCACUGCAACUUUUGCAUAUGGAGUGUUGAGGAGAUUCUUGGCCGAAGAGAAGGUUGAGGCAGUGAAGGGUCUCACUCUCACCGCCGAGGGAAGUGGCGUUGUCUUUGAUGUACCAGCUGAAGAUUUAGAUACAUAUCUUGCAGGUAAGGACAAGGCCUCAAGUGUGAGGUUAGAGGUGUUGACAGCGUUGCCACGUUUGCAAGAAAAAGACCAAUCAAGAGGUGGAAGAUUUGGUAGUGGUGGCCCUCGUCGUGGUGGUUUCGGAGAUAGAAGUGUUGGGAGCAGGUUUUUGGGUGGAAGAGGUGGCAGUGGCAGGAAUGUUAGAUUUUCCAGUGACAGAUUCUCUAAUAAUGGUGGCAUUGGGAGAGGUCGUGGCAUCAGGAGUGGAAAGAGAUGGUGAAACAGAUUGAGAUAGGGACUUUUAGACAUGAUGAUCACUACUCCAUUAUCAUUGCCAAUGAACCUGAACCUUGGUGAUCCAUUCAUGAGUAUGUUGAAGCUUUGGAGAAACUAACUGCGAGUGAAGCUCACUCUGAUGUUUUGGAAGAUACUAGUUCAAAGACUCCGUUUGUUUCUGAAAACAGGAUAAGACAAGACUUAGAAUAAGACAUCAAACACAGAGAUAUAAAAUUUUGUGUUCUUCUAUUCUGUUUGGUGAUAAAUUAGAACAAAUUAUGAAAAUCUAAUUUAUUUUCAUUUUUUU